This is a messenger RNA of Closterium sp. NIES-67, 1024 nucleotides long. Lineage: Eukaryota; Viridiplantae; Streptophyta; Zygnematophyceae; Desmidiales; Closteriaceae. The record is from the annotation of a GenBank genome assembly.
GGCUUCUGUGCCGUAGCUCAAGCACUCAGCUUUUGACGUCCCUAGUUCGAGGCGCAGCUCGACUUCGUGUGGUGUCCUCCCAAAAACCAUGGCUGACCAACCACCGCUAGGAACAAGAGAAGGAUUUUCACGGGAAAGAAGUGGCGAUGUACACGGGCUUCCUGAAUCGAGACUUAGAGAGGAACGAAAGCAGCGACAAGGCCCAGCGUCCGGCGUCCUAAGACCCGGUCAGUAGGUGACCAAGGUCCUCUGUGACUUUUUGGAGGUUGCAGUGAACCACCUACUCUACCUGAGAUCGAUCUAUCCUCCAGAGAUCUUCCACCGGAGCCGCUUUGCGUCUGUUCCUGUGUACUGCAGCAGACACCCAGGCCUCCGUUGUUAUAUUCGGGACGCCAUCAACGAUCUUUCCCCACACAUCGACAAGGGUGUAGUGGAGCGGAUUGAUCUUGCUGUUUUCGCAACAAAUGGAAUGAAGAUCUACGAGAGGAUAGUCUUCGACUUCUCCGUUUUCCCUUCAGCUUCUGCUGCCAGCUCAGCAGCUCAGCAAGACAGCUUGGAGUCCAUUGAGUAUUGCCUGCGCUCUUUCCUCGUCAAAGCGUCUGUUUCAGAGUGCCUCCAGCGACCCCUUCCGCAAGAUUGUGCAUGGGAGCUCAUUGCUCAUUCCAAGCAUCUUCCUUCCGGUCGAAGCUCAAGUGGCCAGUUUUGGAUCCAAGCUGACUCUCCAGAGGGCCACGUGCCCAAUCGGCCAACGCCUGCAGCUGCUGCUGCUCCUGCAUUCGCUUCUGCUGAUACUGUGGGCGCUGCUGGUGCUCUUGGUUCUAGUGUAGAUUGGGGAAGUAGGCAUGUGCAGCAGGCAUUUCGUGGCGCUUCCACGAAGGUGCCUAGAUUGCUUCCGAUCAAGUCGAUGAACACAGGAGCAUUGUCACUACAGCUCUACGUUGAGCGUCCCUGAUAUUCGGUUCGUACAUGAAGCAGUGAAGUGUUUCACUUGUAUUGUAUGUAUAUGUAAUUUGUGGAUUCUGCU